AUGCAACCCACACCUGCUCGACCUGCUUCACACGUGGCGACAGAGGUUGCAGUCCUGCGCUACUUGACCCGAUACCAUCCGUUGCUUUCGUCGAUCGAUGGAUCUUCUGAGCAGCAACUGCCCAGCUCGGCCACGCCGAGUCGCUCCGCCGUCGAUUGGCAGCCGCCGUUCUUCCUUCCUUUCCUCGUCGCCUCCUUCAUCUCAUCGGGUUGCCUCCGCAACUUUGGCGACAGCGGCGUCCGCAUUGAAAACUGA
This is a messenger RNA of Moesziomyces antarcticus, 255 nucleotides long. RefSeq lists its product as uncharacterized. Lineage: Eukaryota; Fungi; Basidiomycota; Ustilaginomycetes; Ustilaginales; Ustilaginaceae. The transcript has 2 exons. The coding region runs from base 1 to 255 and encodes 84 amino acids. The record is from RefSeq and is a predicted model, not a curated record.